UAAGGUCGCAUGGAAUUUUCAGUGCUAAUAGGUCGUAAGCUUUCUGCAAGCUCAUUGAAGUGCGACAUCUGAAGCUUCUUAGCAACAAAACACUUAGGAGCGCUAUACCUUUCCCACCAUGGCCGACCGGAGACGAAUCAAUGGCCCAGUAAGCCAGACGACCCCUCCCGUCUAUGAUACGCCUCAAGGGAAAAGGGUAGCAAAGCGACCGGGCGAUAAUGCCGUUCGAAAGAUCUUUCUGAAAACAGGAGUCACUCCUUCAGCUUCAGGAUCUGCAUAUCUGGAAAUCGAAGACCCAUUUGCGACCCGUCCUUCAGGCACGAGCUUGAAGCUUACCUGCACUGUCCAUGGACCUCGAGCACUUCCGCGAUCAGCGCCUUUCUCUCCUCAUAUUAUCCUUUCGACGCACGUCAAAUAUGCACCUUUCGCGACGAGACAAAGACGAGGCUACCUACGCGAUUCGAGCGAGAGGGAUCUCGGAGUCCAUCUGGAAACAGCAUUACGAGGCGCAAUUAUCGCCGAUCGUUGGCCUAAAAGUGGUGUUGACAUCAUCGUCACAAUAAUUGAAGGAGACCAGAACCGUGACUCUCCUGAUUACGAUAGAGAUGAAGGUUGGGAUAUGAUGAAUGUCUUGAGUGGCUGUAUAACCGUUGCCUCUGCGGCUAUUGCGGACGCUGGCAUUGACUGCGUGGAUACUGUCGCAGGAGGCGUUGCGGCUUUAGCAGCUCAGGACGAGAAGAGCCAGCCAAGCAUCGUCCUUGAUCCGGAUGUUGCCUCAUAUCACAAGAUAUUUGCAGCGUGUUGCGUCGCGUACCUACCGACAAGGGAUGAAGUAACCAACGUCUGGUUCAAGGGCCAACUGCCCGCUGCGGACGCUAUGCUCUACAACAAAAUGGUCGAGAGAAGCCUUAUAGCAUGCCGCAAUGCGAACCGCGUCCUCAUCCAGGCUUUAAACGAGACGGUUGAUCAAGGGAAAAAGGUCUCUUAAGCUAAACUAGCCAUGGCGUAGAGCAUCUACCAACCAGCGGAUAUGGAUCCAAAUUGGGAGGUGACUUCAGGGAUAUGAUAGUAACCCCUUCCCAAGAACAAGUCAUUUUUACCCAGAUAAAUUCCCACGGCGUCUGUUACAUGCUGUUAAUAGUGUGGCCACUUAACAGGGUCUUCUGGAAGGAAAGGGCAUGCCAUGAUGACAGGCGGCAGAAGCUAAUGGACGUUGGCGUGAAUAACUGAGCUGCCGAGGUCUUAAAUAUCUCUUGCUUGCGCGCUAGUGUUUUAGGUAUACCGAGCUUAAAAUAUAGGUGCGGUGGUGUGCGAAGUAGAGCUAUGUAUUCAUGAACUACCUUAGGUACUUAACCUCUGUAAUAUAAGAAGCACUUUUAAGUGCUUAAGCUACAUAAUCAAUUAGGUAAUAUGCAUCAACUUCAA
Messenger RNA from Daldinia decipiens, 1425 nucleotides. Its product is annotated as 3' exoribonuclease family, domain 1-domain-containing protein. The transcript is spliced from 3 exons. The coding region runs from base 119 to 988 and encodes 289 amino acids. NCBI's taxonomy places the organism in Eukaryota, Fungi, Ascomycota, Sordariomycetes, Xylariales, Hypoxylaceae. The record is from RefSeq and is a predicted model, not a curated record. Gene Ontology annotation, biological process: poly(A)-dependent snoRNA 3'-end processing; U4 snRNA 3'-end processing; nuclear mRNA surveillance. Gene Ontology annotation, cellular component: cytoplasmic exosome (RNase complex); nuclear exosome (RNase complex); nucleolus.